This is a messenger RNA of Cydia fagiglandana, 3876 nucleotides long. RefSeq names its product CTP synthase (gene Ctps). The coding region runs from base 75 to 1922 and encodes 615 amino acids. The record is from RefSeq and is a predicted model, not a curated record. Gene Ontology annotation, cellular component: cytoophidium; cytoplasm. The transcript has 12 exons. NCBI's taxonomy places the organism in Eukaryota, Metazoa, Arthropoda, Insecta, Lepidoptera, Tortricidae. Gene Ontology annotation, biological process: pyrimidine nucleobase biosynthetic process; CTP biosynthetic process. Gene Ontology annotation, molecular function: identical protein binding; CTP synthase activity.
AUAAUAUAACGGGAGCCCGGUUCAGUCGUAAAUCUCUUCUCCACGUUAUCAAAUGAUUUAGUGUGAACAUCACAAUGUCGGAUAUGAAAUACAUUUUAGUUACCGGAGGAGUGAUAAGUGGUGUAGGGAAAGGUGUCAUCGCAAGUUCUUUCGGUACUAUUUUAAAAAGCUGCGGCAUAGACGUGACUUCUAUUAAGAUCGAUCCGUAUAUUAACAUCGACGCAGGCACUUUCUCUCCAUACGAGCAUGGUGAAGUUUACGUAUUGGACGACGGCGGGGAAGUGGACCUUGAUCUUGGCAACUACGAGCGCUUCUUGGACAUCACCUUGCAUCGGGACAAUAACAUAACAACAGGGAAGAUAUAUCAGCAGGUGAUCGAGCGCGAACGUCGCGGUGACUACCUCGGCAAAACAGUUCAGGUGAUUCCUCAUAUAACUGACGCCAUACAAGAAUGGGUCCAACGUGUAGCACACAUCCCAGUCACCGCAGAGAACACUCCUCCUCGAGUCUGCAUUGUGGAACUCGGUGGAACUAUCGGUGACAUAGAGGGCAUGUCAUUUGUGGAGGCUUUUAGGCAGUUUCAAUUCCGAGUGAAGAAAGAAAACUUCUGCUGUGCUCAUGUAUCUCUAGUACCAAUGACACGGCCAUUUGCUGCUUUUGGACAACAACCAAAAUCAACAGGAGAGCCGAAGACGAAGCCAACACAGUCUUCAGUGCGAGAACUGCGUGGUCUGGGCUUGUCACCAGACCUGAUACUGUGUCGCUCCGAGAAGCCUAUCAAUCACACUGUGAAGGAGAAGAUAUCUAACUUCUGCCACGUCGCCCCUGAUCAAGUAAUCUGCAUCCACGACUUGACUUCAGUAUACCACGUGCCUCUCCUGAUGGAAGCGCAGGGUGUCGUCACAUACCUGAACGAGCGGCUGCAGCUCAACAUCUCUAUGCCCAGGCCAGGGAGAUUCAUGCAAAAGUGGCGCAAUCUAGCCAAACGCGUAGACAACUUACGUAAAGAAGUCAACAUCGCUUUAGUCGGCAAAUACACUAAACUAGAAGACAGCUACGCAAGUGUAACUAAAGCUUUACAACAUGCCUGUAUCGCUGCUAGCAGCAAACUAAAUCUGACGUAUAUAGAAGCUGUGUCUUUGGAGCGGCAGACGAAAAUUGACGACCCGGUCAGCUAUCAUAAGGCAUGGCAGGAUCUUUGCAAAAGCGAUGGCGUCAUAGUCCCUGGUGGAUUCGGCCAAAGAGGCAUGGAAGGCAAGAUCGAGGCCUGCCAAUGGUGCCGCGAAACACAAAAACCCUUCCUAGGCAUAUGUCUCGGUCUCCAAGCGUCCGUCAUCGAGUUUGCUAGAAAUGUCCUCGGUCUGAAGGGUGCUAAUAGUACAGAAGUGAAUCCGCAGUGCGAAGAUAAGCUGGUUAUAGACAUGCCGGAACACCAUCCGGGGAAUAUGGGGGGUACUAUGAGGUUAGGGAAGAGGAAGACUUAUUUGGAGCCUAGUCUAAUAACUCAACUAUACAAACGGGACGUGAUCGAGGAGCGCCACCGACACCGCUACGAAGUGAACCCCGAGUACAUAGAACGGCUCGAUGCCGGCGGACUCAGAUUCGUCGGUAAAGACGAGUCCAAGACCCGUAUGGAGGUCGCCAUGAUCGAGAACCACCCGUACUACGUGUCCGUGCAGUUUCAUCCGGAGUAUCUGUCGCGCCCGCUGCCGCCCAGUCCACCGUUCCUUGGGCUAAUACUCGCGUCGCUGGGUAAACUCAAGAACUACAUGUCUAAAGGGUGCCGGCUGAGUCCCAGAAACCUGUCUGACGUCAGUUCUGAUGAAGAAGACGACAUAUCCCUAUCAUCUCUUAGCCUAACUGAAGAAAAAACAACUAUUGAAAACGGAAAACCGAAACAGGUUAAUGGGGUAGCAAAAUAAGUUACUUAUGUUUAAGUAGUUCUUUUUGUUUCACAAAUAAUCAAUCACUUUUUUAACCGUUCAUGACUCAUGAACUUAGUAUAAGCUUAACUUUGGAGCAGUUGUUUUUAUGUUCAAGUUUUCUAGUCGAUAUUAUACAGCAUAAUAUGGAUUUUUAGUUUGUAACACUACUUAAGCUAAAGCUAAAAGCAGGCACCUAAAAUGUAUCUUAUUACUAAUGUUUUAUACUGAAGCGAAUAUAAUAUUUUUUAUGUAUUAUGUUGUAUAGUAUUUGACAUUCGCCAAAAUUAAACUAUAAAUAAACUUUUCGAAUUAAUAUGUUAUGCAUAUCACAAUGAUUUCCGUUCAUCAAGCAUUUAUAUUUAUAACAUGUAGUGUUUAAUUUUGGUGACACCACAGAAAUAUUUCGAUCACUUUAUUUUCUAUUAUGCAUGAAUACGUGUAGCACGUAAGCCAUAAUUUAAGCUUAAGAAUAUUUUUUUAGUAACUAAUUUUUGUACUGACAAAAUCCUUAUAAUUCGCUAGCUGAAUUGAGCUGAAGUUUGUAACAGUUGAUAUAAAACCAUGCAUAAUUAAAAGCGCACCUAGAUGUCGCCAAAGACACACUAUUAGGGUCCCGCCAUUGGUGGGAACGAAAGUUCAGAUAGCCGUUUCUCACUCUUACAUAAAUGGCCAUCGCAAGUCGUGGCCGAGCCGUUAGCGAAUAGCGAACGAAACGGGAUCAUCGCAAGAUCUGGGCGCAUCUUUAAAUGUUUUCCUUUAGAAAUAAUAAUACCUACUUGCUAGAUACAGAUGUAGUGCAUAAUUAUUUUCCAUCGUAUUUUCACGAAAACGUACGAACUUGUCUUGCUACUUCAGUCAGUCUCGGUACAAAAGUACUGACAUUGAUUGAAGUAGCAUGACAAAUACGAAAGUUUCUGAGAAAAUACGAUGGAAAACAAUUAUGCACUACAUCUGUAUCCAUAUUUUAACAGUUUUCUAAACAAUGAAAAUAUUGACAUCCAACUGACAGACAUAUUAAUCGAAACAAGUGAAUAACACUUGUUUCAAAACAAUAGAUUUUAUAACAUAUGAACCAUUGACAUGUAAUUUUUUUUGCCCAAAUACAUAAAUAUGUAGGUACCUAAUAGAUUAAAAAAUAACUGCCAUUUUGUGUCAUCAACCUUGUUAGUGCUUAUUAUUUAUUAUACGCUAUUUUAUUAACCAUAAAUUACUAGAAUGAAGAUUUAUCUUUCAAUUCAUAACAAUGAGUCAUCUGCGAUCUUAUUUUCAUGUAUUCCAUUCCUUGAAAGCCGUAUUAACAAAUUAAAUAAAUCAGUUAUUUAAAGUUAAAAAAAAUAUGGUUGUCUGUAAAGUCCCGGUUUACCGGCGAUAAUUUUGCGUGAUAACGUUAUAAGAAAAUGUGGCCGUAAUGUUACUAAUGAGAUUUGUCCACAACGUUACCAUGGAGAUUUGUCCACAACGUGACACUUUCAUGCAUGCUACCGGUGUUCAUCGAUUUGUAAGACGUUAUCACGUCAAAAAGAAGGGUGUAUGAAAAUUGAAUGACUAUUAGUUUUGUUUAAGUUGUGAUUGUUAUUUGUGAUUAUAAUGUUAAAAUUAUAAAUGUUUGUGAUUACAUGGCUGUUGUAAUGCGCAAUUGAAGAUGGAUAUAAAUAUAUUUCGUAAAAUAUAUAGAUUUUAGCACUGUUUGGAAUGUUCUAGUGACAGAAUAAACAUACAUAUUUUGUAUAUGGUUUUUAAUGAAGGUUGCUAUAUAAUAUAAACCUUCAAUUAACAAAAUGUAAAUCGUUUAUUAUUGAUUGUGCUUGAUUAAGCGAAAUGUUUGAAAUGUAAAUGUUAGUUAUAUAUGUCAAAUUGAAACCAGUGCAAAUAAUUACCCCCUUAUUCAUAAACGUUUACUAAAGUUGCCAAGCCGAUAAUAAUCGUUUGUCCCUUUCCGACAUAUUGGUAU